Messenger RNA from Protopterus annectens (West African lungfish), 2806 nucleotides. It is a transcript of the gene VPS52, whose product is annotated as VPS52 subunit of GARP complex. Gene Ontology annotation, cellular component: GARP complex. Gene Ontology annotation, biological process: lysosomal transport; retrograde transport, endosome to Golgi; Golgi to vacuole transport. The transcript is spliced from 20 exons. Lineage: Eukaryota; Metazoa; Chordata; Ceratodontiformes; Protopteridae. The record is from RefSeq and is a predicted model, not a curated record. The coding region runs from base 168 to 2348 and encodes 726 amino acids. Gene Ontology annotation, molecular function: syntaxin binding.
ACUAGUGGCUGUUACUCAAAGUAUCAUGGGAGAUGUAGUCUUUUUUUCGUACUAUUUCUGUAGGCUGGUGUUACGAAGAAUGGAAUGACUGGUAAACCAUUGACUUUCGCCGUAUGAAAUGUUAAUCUCUUGGCUGCUUUGCUUCAGGUGAUGACUGACGUCAGAUUAUGAAGACGGAAGUGGAGGAAGAGAAUGUGAACCUGCUUCUUAUUGAUAAUAUGGCUUCAGUAGUUCAGGAUGAAGACAAAUGUAGAGAUGUUGGGGAUAAAGGGCAGCUUGCAGAGGUCCCUGAUCUGAAUCUGGGUGAGCUGGACUUGACCUCUGAUGAGUUUAUCCUGGAUGAAGUUGAUACUCACAUACAAGCUAACCUUGAAGAUGAACUGGUGAAGGAGGCUUUGAAAACUGGGGUUGAUCUGCGCCAGUACUCGAAACAGGUGGAGUUGGAGUUACAGCACAUUGAACAUGUUUCCAUUAAGGACUAUAUCAAGGAAAGCCAGAACAUUGCAUCUCUGCAUAAUCAAAUCACAGCAUGUGAUGAAAUCCUUGAGCGUAUGGAGUGUAUGCUCAGCUCCUUCCAGAGUGACCUUAGCAGCAUCAGUUCUGAGAUCCACACACUGCAGGAACAGUCCAUUGCAAUGAACAUCAAGCUGAAGAACCGCCAGUCUGUGCGCAGUGAGCUGAGUCAACUUGUGGAUGAACUUGUGGUCCCCAACUCUAUGAUCAAUAUAAUUCUUGAGACACCAGUGACUGAGCAGGAAUUUCUGGAACAGUUGCAUGAACUCAAUAACAAGAUUAAUUAUGUGAAGGAGCAGUCUUUCAAGGAAACUUGUGCCUGUGUGGAUGUACAGGAUAUCCUGGACCGACUAAAGAUUAAGGCAGUUACUAAAAUUCGAGAGUUUAUCCUGCAAAAGAUUUACUCCUUCAGAAAACCGAUGACGAAUUAUCAAAUACCCCAGAAUGCUUUGUUGAAGUACAGAUUUUUCUACCAGUUCUUACUGGCUAAUGAGCGUCACAUUGCAAAAGAGAUCCGAGAUGAGUAUGUGGACACUAUGAGCAAAAUUUAUCUUUCCUACUUCAAGUCUUACACAAGUCGCCUGAUGAAGGUGCAGUAUGAAGAGGUCGCUGACAAAGAUGACCUUAUGGGGGUAGAAGACACAGCGAAGAAGGGAUUUUUUACCAAGCCAUCACUAAAGAACAGAAACACGAUUUUCACAUUGGGGAACCGAGGCAAUGUUAUUUCAUCUGCUGAACUGGAGGCACCGAUCCUUGUUCCCCAUGCUGCUCAGAGGAGUGAUGUCAGGUACCCAUUUGAGAGCCUUUUUCGGAGUCAGCACUAUGCCCUUCUGGAUAACAGCUGCCGGGAAUAUCUGUUUAUCACUGACUUUUUCAUGGUGACCGGAAACUCUGCCCAAGAUCUUUUUAACGUUAUUCUGGGCAAAACUCUCACCAUGUUCUUGAAACACAUGGACACAUAUGUUUCUGACUGCUAUGACAGCAUUGCAAUUUUCCUCUGCAUUCACAUCAUCUUGCGUUUCAAAGCCAUCAUGGCAAAAAGGAACAUCCCAGCUGUUGAUAAGUAUUGGGACACUUUGCUCGACAUAUUGUGGCCAAGAUUUGAGUACAUCUUGGAGCUGAACAUCCAGAGCAUACGGAACACAGACCCACAGAAACUAGGAUCCCUGGACACCCGUCCACAUUAUAUCACAAGAAGAUAUGCUGAAUUCUCCUCUGCCAUUGUUAGCAUCAAUCAAACAUUCCCAAAUGAGAAAACAAAUACCCUUUUAGGACAGCUUCAGAUUGAGGUAGAGAAUUUUGUGCUUCGCAUGGCUGCAGAAUUUUCAUCUCGUAAAGAGCAACUCAUCUUUCUCAUCAACAAUUAUGACAUGAUGUUGGGGGUUUUAAUGGAGCGAGCGUCAGAUGACAGUAAGGAGGUGGAAGGCUUUCAGCAACUUCUAACUGCUCGAACCCAGGAGUUUAUUGAAGAAAUCCUUUCACCGCCUUUUGGAGGUAUGAUUGCCUUUGUAAAGGAGUCUGAGGCACUGAUUGAGAAAGGACAGCUCGAGAAGCUCAAGGGUGAAGAAGGACGAGUAACACAGUUGGUCCGUGGUUUUGCCAGUACAUGGAAGCAAUCUGUGGAAAAUCUUAGCCAGGAUGUUAUGCGAUCCUUUACAAACUUUAAAAAUGGCACUGGAAUCAUACAGGGGGCACUAACUCAACUCAUCCAGUAUUACCACCGUUUUCACAAAGUGUUAUCACAGCCACCAUUCAAGAACAUGGCUGUUCGCUCAGAACUUAUCAACAUCCACCAUCUCAUGGUGGAAGUCAAGAAACACAAACCCAAUUUUUGAGCCUGAUCCCUGUAGUUGGGUUGAAAUGGACCAGAGCAGAAACUGUGGAACAGCACACCAGAGCAGAAACUGUGGAACAGCACACCACCUUCAGUAAGCAGAUGUUCAAAACACUAAAUCUUCCAUGUUGUUCACUAUUGUGCCUGAGAAUAUGGAAAAAUUAACCCUUUCUCUUCUGAAGACAGAGUGCACAAAUUCCACUAGCUGUAUCUGGUGUUUUUCUGAUUGCAGUUAGUGGACUGUUUCACAGAUGGCACUAGAACUAUGUAGCACUUUCUCCUGUGUACCACGAAAGAUCAAGCUUGUUCAAAAGGGGCCAUGCAAAGAUUAAACUGUGGCCUUCUGUUUGUUGACUGGAGUAAAACUGUACAUAAUUAUCUCUGAGUUAUUUAUGUAGAAUGUACUGACUUCGUCUGUCUUAUCUGUUGCUAUUUGAAUAAACAUACCUACAAAAUUUA